Molecule: messenger RNA, 369 nt
Organism: Octopus sinensis (East Asian common octopus)
Lineage: Eukaryota; Metazoa; Mollusca; Cephalopoda; Octopoda; Octopodidae
Product: zinc finger protein 22-like
Exons: 3
Coding region: 1-369 (122 amino acids)
Biological process (GO): regulation of transcription by RNA polymerase II
Molecular function (GO): DNA-binding transcription factor activity, RNA polymerase II-specific; RNA polymerase II cis-regulatory region sequence-specific DNA binding
Source: RefSeq, a predicted model, not a curated record
AUGCAAAACGAAACUGAAAAAUCCUCAUACCAUUGUGGUAUCUGUCAAAAAUCUUUUUCUCUGGAAAGUAACCUCAUCAAACACAAAUGUAUUAAGAGAGGUGAGAAAACAUAUCCCUGUGACAUCUGUGGUAAAUCAUUCACUGCUAAUCACAAGUUAACGAGACACAUCCGUACUCAUACAGGACAAAAACCAUAUCCUUGCGAUGUCUGUAGCAGAUCAUUCUCAGAGAAUGGUAUAUUAGCUACACACAGAUGUAUUCAUCCAGGAGAGAAUCUUUGUAAAUGUGAUAUCUGUGGUAAAUCUUUCACCGAUACUCGCAACUUAACCAGACACAUCCAAUUGGUUAAAGUCCGACAACCCAACUAA